AUCCUGUGUACAUCUUCUUUUCUCUCAAACAUAACCUUUUUCACAAAUUACAAUUUGGUUAGUCGGACAAUCUUUAACCCUUUCUCUAGAUCUUAUCUUUGCCUACCACUCGCUGUUGCGCUCGAUCAUUCGUACAAAGCUCUCAGGGUAUAAAGAGGGCUGCCCUGGCUGAGGCGAGGAUAUCGACGAGGAAGGAGGAGAACAGCUUAUUAUGAGUCGUAAUAUUAUUCCUAUAGUUUUGUUGGUUAAUUAGUUUAUGGCAAUAGCAAGCAUGAGCAACGAUAAUACCAGUAACGUUGACCUCGACUUCAACAACAGCAACAGCAGCAGCUCCAGCAAAGAUGACCAUGAACAAGACACGGUGAUGCCUGGUUUUCGAUUCCAUCCUACCGAGGAAGAACUUGUAGAGUUCUACCUUCGCCGUAAGGUAGAGGGCAAGCGCUUCAAUGUCGAACUCAUUACUUUUCUUGAUCUAUAUCGCUAUGACCCUUGGGAACUUCCUGCCAUGGCAGCAAUUGGGGAGAAGGAAUGGUUCUUCUACGUGCCUAGAGACAGAAAGUACAGAAACGGAGAUCGACCGAAUCGUGUCACGACUUCAGGCUACUGGAAGGCAACGGGAGCUGACCGCAUGAUUCGGGGAGAGAAUUCUCGAUCUAUUGGCCUCAAGAAAACCCUAGUCUUCUACUCCGGGAAAGCCCCCAAAGGCAUUCGAAGCAGUUGGAUUAUGAACGAGUAUCGCUUGCCUCACCACGAAACUGAACGCUAUCAAAAGGCUGAAAUAUCGCUUUGCCGCGUGUACAAGAGAGCUGGAGUUGAAGAUCACCCCUCACUCCCCCGUUGUCUUCCAACGAGGGCAUUGACCUCAUCGAGAGGAGUACUGCAGUCAGAAAAGAAAUAUUCGCAGGCCCAAGAUGCAGCUCAACAAGCCAUGGAAAGGUUUCAAGGGUUUGGAGGAGGACAAUCACAACCACAAAUGGAGAUUGAAAAGAUAAGUGAGACUGAUGGGAGCAGUAGUAGUACUUCUGAUGUUACAACAGCUCUUGGACUUUCCAAGCAGAAUGUGUACCGUCCAACGGCCCUUAUAAGAACAACACUUGGGUUACCAUCUGGAAUAAUGGAAGAGGAGGGACUGUUCUUAAAUCAGUCUAAGCAAGGCUGCACUUCUUUACUUCCCAAUUCCACCACUCUCUUUCAACUGGGCUCGUCUUCUGUUUCAUCAAAUGUUGUUGACGAUCUUCACAGGCUAGUAAGCUACCAACAAGCUGCAAUGAAUCCGCUGCAAUACUACAACACUUACCAACAACAACAACAGCAACCCGAGUUUUCUACGUUGCCCCCUCAAUCACAGGCUCAGCAGCUUUCACUCAACGUGCUACCCAACUCACUUCCACUAACGACUUUCUCGGAUCGGUUGUGGGAGUGGAGUCCAAUCCCAGAACCAAGUAGGGAGUUCACCAAUCCUUUCAAGUAGGCGAUGUAGACUGCAUCUACAUAUCUUACACAUAGAUAUGUAUAGUAUGUUUCUACUGAUAUCUUUUAUGUCUAGUCUGAGUCUCUAAUCUUUAAUGUCUCUGCUUUUAUUUUCACCAUCUCACUGGCUAGAACUUGAUCAGAUAUAUCCUUCAAGACUAGCAUAACUGUAUAAGUGUUUGGUUCUCAAUUAGGGUUUUGGGUUUCUUUGAGGUUGUUUGAUUCCCUUAGUUAUUUCUUGCUGGGGUAGUGCAGGCUCCAACUUGAGGAAGGAAGGAAUAUAUAUAUUAUCGUCAAUUUAGUGGUCAUACAUAGUCUAGAUCUUGAAGAUAAAUUAUGCUUCCAGAAUUUAGGUAAUGUAACUGAAUCAUAUUAGUAAUUUACUCUGAGAAGUCAAAACUAGAUUUCUUUAAUCUUCAAAACAGUAGAGCCGUGUAGACUAUCGACAAGAGAAUGAUGAUUGUAUGAUUGAAUAUUCCCAAAUAUUAUUAGAAGAGUAUCGCAGAAAAUGGUCUGGGGUCGAAGUUGGAAUCAUCCACAGCUGACAAGCAAACAUCAGCAGUGAACACAUGAAAAGAUCGUCCUAUUUUUAUGAUGCUUUUAUUGGUCUUGCAUUGUAUCUUUUACACUUCACAUUCAAGCUAAAAAUGAAUAUGAAAGUCCUAUUUUUAUGAUGCUUUUAUUGCUCUUGCAUUGUAUCUUUUACACUUUACAUUCAAGCUAAAAAUGAAUAUGAAAGAGACAUCAAUCUUACAUCUAA
Messenger RNA from Gossypium raimondii (Peruvian cotton), 2230 nucleotides. Its product is annotated as NAC domain-containing protein 35. The coding region runs from base 257 to 1471 and encodes 404 amino acids. NCBI's taxonomy places the organism in Eukaryota, Viridiplantae, Streptophyta, Magnoliopsida, Malvales, Malvaceae. The record is from RefSeq and is a predicted model, not a curated record. The transcript has 3 exons. Gene Ontology annotation, biological process: regulation of DNA-templated transcription. Gene Ontology annotation, molecular function: DNA binding.